Messenger RNA from Monodelphis domestica (gray short-tailed opossum), 2157 nucleotides. RefSeq names its product SH2 domain containing 7 (gene SH2D7). Lineage: Eukaryota; Metazoa; Chordata; Mammalia; Didelphimorphia; Didelphidae. The record is from RefSeq and is a predicted model, not a curated record. Gene Ontology annotation, cellular component: cytoplasm.
CCUUCGGAUGUCCCAGGGCCCCUGACAACUGGAUGGAGGACAGGAUGAGGCCUGUAGACCCAGAGAAGGGGGUGAUUCCCAUGGACACAGAGAGCCAGGCCAUGGACGUGCUCAAAGACCUUGCCCUCAAAUGGUUUAUGGAGACCCAGGCUCCCCUCAUAUUACAAAAUGGCACCCUCCCUGAGUGGUUCCAUGGAUUUAUUACGAGACAGCAAACUGAAGAGCUGCUUAGAGACAAACCACUUGGCUGCUUUCUCAUCAGGCUAAGUGACAGGGCCGUUGGCUACAUCCUUUCAUACAGGGGAUACAACCGUUGCCGCCACUUUGUGAUCAAUCAGCUUCAGAACCGGAGGUACCUCAUCUCUGGAGACACCUGCAACCAUCCCACACUCACCGCCCUCAUCAGCUACUACCAGGGAGCAAAGAUAGAGCCCUUCGGGGAGACCCUCACCACCCCCUGUCCUCGGCCUGCAGAGAACAGCUUAUAUGAUGCCAUCUCCCUGAACCUCUUGAUGGUGGCCCCACCUGAGUCAACCAGUCCCUCAAUGGAGAAGCAAGAACUGGGGGAGUUAGAAUACCUGAGAUCUGCCAAAGACAAGGACCCCAAGGCCAACUCCACUCCAAAACCCAUGAUUUCUUUUCUCCACUCCAAGAAAUCCCAAGAAGAAUGCCCUUGGAAGCUCUCAGAAGAGGACAAGGAUUUUCCAGAUGAAGCCCCUCCUCUGCCUGAAAGAAGUUCAUCCUUUCUGAUGGAUUCCAUGAGUGGCAGAAGCUCAGGAAACAUCGUGUAUGCAGAGCUGAAGAAAAAAAAUCACAAAAAUCAAAGCUUGAGCUUGGAGUCCUCUGACAUUCCCUCACAGAUCCCUUCCUCUGGCAGAGAGAUCCAGAGAAGGUUUAACAAUCUAAGUGGAGAAGAAGUGACUCCCAAAACCAAGGAGGCCCCACUUGUCACUCUUCUAAAUACUACCACACUCCCAGAGAUAAAGGUGGAUCCCAUCAAGAAGUCUCAAACAGGCUCUGUGUUGGAUAGCAGCUUGCCUGUGCCCAUCUCAACAUCUCCUGGAGAUAGAAGCAACAUGCCAAGCCCCUCAUAUCAUCAGGCUUCUCCCAGGGCUCAGGGCUCCCCUGAAUCCAUAGGGAGUGGCCAAGGAUUUGCCAUCCAUGCUGUUCCUCAGGCCUUUGGAAACUUGGGACCCAAUAAGUCCAGGGAUCCCAGCCCUUCAGGUACCUUUGAACUCAUGCCCAAGAUGAACAGCUCUUAUUCUUUGGAAGAUCAGGACCAGGUCUCAGGCAGCCAUGCCUAUGAGCUUCUCCCUGCUAGGUUGCCCAAGUCAGCCUUUCUCCCAUUCAUACCCACCUAUAAUCAGUUGGAGAGCCCCAGAGGCAGUGUGGAUAAUACUUAUGAGAAGAUCCCAGGAAUCCAGGAAGUACCUUCACCUACCUUACCAAGCAACCCCUAUGAGCAGAUCUCCAUCUCAAAGGCCCCAGAGACCAAGCAACCACACUCACAUAAGGCUGAAAAACACCGAAGGUUCUUCUUCACUGACCGGAAGAAUAAACAGUGACACCAGGGACCUUGGUUGUCUUGGCAGCAGAUUGAGGAAGGCUCCCUAAGCAUCCAACAGCUGGCUGAGGGACCCAGGUUCAUACUCCAGGGUCCAAUCAACUAGAAACCUCUGUUAUUCCAAACCCUACAGGUUCAAUUUGAACACAAAAAAAUGAAUCCAGAAGCCUAAAAAUAAAACCCGAGGAAGGGCAUUCAGUCCAUGACCUUGGAAUUUGUAAGGGAAAUAAACAUAAAGGCUAGAGAUUUGUAGAAUAUUAGAGCUGGACGGGUCCUUAAAAAUCACUUAAUCCAGCUGCUUCAUUUUACAUAUGAAGGAAUCAAGGUCCAGAAAGGGGAAGCAACCUGCCCAGGGCCACACAGCAAAGCCAUGGCAGAACUGAGACUGGAACGCCUGCCCCCUGCUUCCUGGAUCAAUGAUUCUUCUCUUUCAAUAUCUUCACUCAUUUCUUCCUGAUUCCUGUCUCCCCAGCUGUGUCCUACUGCUUGGCAAGGGACCAGGGAAGAAUGAGGGAAUAAACAUGUAAUAAGUACUUACUAUGUGCCUGGUACUAUGCAAAGCUCAUGAUGUCAUUGGAUAGUAAAUAAAUUUU